CCCUCUGUCUUUGAGGGCGACUGCUGGUGGUGAGCAGCUGGACAGCACCAAAGCAGCAGAGGGAAGCCUGUGACAGGAUGAGCUCCAAGCCGAAGGCCAUAGAGAUCAUUGGAGCGCCGUUCUCAAAGGGACAGCCUCGAGGAGGGGUAGAGAAAGGCCCCGCGGCUAUGAGGAGCGCUGGUCUGGUGGAGAAACUUAAAGAAACAGAGUAUGAUGUGAGCGACUAUGGGGACCUGGCCUUUGCUGAUUUCCCUAAUGACAGCCCUUUUCAAAUUGUGAAGAACCCCAGGUCUGUGGGGAAAGCUAAUGAGCAGCUGGCUGGAGUGGUGGCCGAGGCCCAGAAGAAUGGAAGAGUCACCGUGGUGCUGGGUGGAGACCACAGUAUGGCGAUUGGAAGCAUCUCUGGCCACGCCAGAGUCCACCCCGACCUGUGUGUUAUUUGGGUGGAUGCUCACACGGACAUCAACACUCCACUGACAACAGGCACUGGGAAUCUGCAUGGCCAACCUGUGUCCUUCCUCCUGAAGGAACUAAAAGGAAAGUUCCCUGAUGUGCCUGGCUUCUCCUGGGUGACUCCUUGCAUAUCUGCCAAAGAUAUCGUCUACAUCGGCUUGAGAGAUGUAGACCCUGGGGAGCACUAUAUUCUAAAAACUCUGGGAAUUAAGUAUUUUUCAAUGACUGAAGUGGAUAAGCUGGGAAUUGGCAAGGUGAUGGAAGAGGCAUUCAGCCACCUACUGGGAAGAAAGAAAAGGCCCGUUCACCUGAGCCUUGAUGUUGAUGGACUGGACCCGGUGUUCACCCCGGCGACCGGCACACCUGUCCUGGGAGGCCUGUCUUACAGGGAGGGUCUCUACAUCACAGAAGAAAUUUACAAGACAGGGCUGCUCUCAGGACUGGAUAUCAUGGAAGUAAACCCAGCUCUUGGGAAGACACCAGAAGAAGUAACACGUACAGUGAACACGGCCAUAGCAUUAACCUUGGCUUGUUUUGGGACUGCUCGGGAAGGCAAUCACAAGCCAGGGACUGACUACCUUAACCCACCUAAGUAAAUGUGGAUGCCUCACAUGAAAAUCAGCUGACCAUGAGAGCAAGCUGAAUAGACCUCAGGAAACGGUUCUCCUCCAAAGGGCUCGUUCUCUUAGGAAAAAAAAAAACAAAACAUUUUUUUCCAGUAAGUAUGUUUUCCAGCAGUUCCUUUCUGGUAUCAAAUUGGGAGUGUGGAAAUUCAAACAGCUAUGAAAUCCGGAAACAUGUACUUCCCAUUUUAGCAGAAGUUGUCUUUUAAAAGUAGCAUAAAUUAAUUUCCAAUUAAAAAUGCACCAGCGUUUAAAAUAAUUGGCACAGUGCCGACCCACUAGUGUGGCAUUAUGAUAGUCAGAGACAGCGGUAUCCAGAGAGGAAGCCUGUGUCCACGGUUGUUCAAAAGAUGUGAUUUUUGUAAUAAACUCUUUAUAAUAAAA
Molecule: messenger RNA, 1460 nt
Organism: Psammomys obesus (fat sand rat)
Lineage: Eukaryota; Metazoa; Chordata; Mammalia; Rodentia; Muridae
Gene: Arg1
Product: arginase 1
Exons: 8
Coding region: 78-1049 (323 amino acids)
Cellular component (GO): cytosol; nucleus; cytoplasm
Molecular function (GO): manganese ion binding; arginase activity
Source: RefSeq, a predicted model, not a curated record